This is a messenger RNA of Tetrahymena thermophila SB210, 420 nucleotides long. RefSeq lists its product as hypothetical. The transcript has a single exon. The record is from RefSeq and is a predicted model, not a curated record. Lineage: Eukaryota; Ciliophora; Oligohymenophorea; Hymenostomatida; Tetrahymenidae.
AUGUCACUCUAUGAGUCUUCUGCUUGGGAGGAAGAAGCUUCUGUUCUAGCAUAUGAACUGCUCCAAAAAGAUGGUCUACGAAUUUUAGAGCUCUUUUUAGCUUCCUAUUUAACUUAUUCUGUAGUCUACUUUUUGGUUGAAGCUGCAACCUAAGAAUUGCGAGGCUUAGAUAUUACAGUUAUUGAAUCAGGAAGUUUACUGAUUGUGACUGUACGGGAGGGAAUCAUACCGUUAGGUAAUUUUUUAGGAGCAGAAGAGAAAAAGGAAAUUUUAUUAGAUUCUUAGUCUUCGAUAUCUGAAACAGUUCUACUGCGAAUGCUUCUGAUUCUUUCAGAAAGAACUUAAGGGUAUCUGGUCUUUAAGAACGAUGAAGCUGAAAUACCACUGAGAGAAAUGAAAGCAAUAAUAAUGAGGGCUUGA